GGAAUGGAGAAAUCAGCCCAUGAAACAGAUGGGCUAACAACUUUGUGCCGUCUCCUGUUAAAAAAAGACCAGGCUGAAACGACGAUCCCCGAUCUGAUGACACUACAAGCUUAGUCAUGCACGAGUACUAACACUCCUUCUCGGACCCGCAUCUUGCAUUUCAACCACCGGCCGCCUCAUCAUAUUUUAUCUUGUCUGUAGAGGUCCGACCAGCAAGAAUUUUUGGACAAAUGGCCCGUUUUUUUGUAACAAGGUUUGUCCCAGUUAUAACAUCCCUUGAUCUUACGCAGCCCCUCUUCCUGCCGCACGCUUACAAAAGUCCGGCUCGGGCACUAAAUCCAUGACUGCAUUUUUCCGCCAUUCUUGACCAUCGACUGACAUGUUCUUCAAUUCUCCUAGGACCACCUCACUAGCCAUCUCAUUGUUUGGCGCAGUGUUCAAUUUCGCUCUUGCUGCGCGACUACUAGGAGCUUGGCGGUCAUUCAAAUGGGAACCAGAAAGCGAGUGGGAGAGUUCCGAGUAUUCCAUCAGUAAGGACGGGGUCUGCCUCGUAUGGGCGUUAUUGUGCGCAUAUUUCGUUGCCGCGUCUGCCAUCUGUUUCUUUGGCCUGGCAGGCAUUGUCCGAGGAAAAGCAUCAUUCGUGCGCAUAUAUCGUGACUAUAUCGUCGGAGAUUUCGUGUUUGGCACUCUAUUUGCAGCCAUAGGCUCUUACGCUGCCUUUCGACCAACAGUUCGCUCAAAUGUUUGCGAGUUGUUGUCGCGUCAACCAGACACUCUUCGAGACUUCAUCGACUUGGGGCUGACUUUGGAGAACUGCGAGCCUUGGUUUGAACGGGGAGUGUUUGCGUUUAUGAUUAUUCUCAUUGUCAUCACCGUCAUCCGCCUUCACUGUGUGCUGGCUUUAUCGAGUUACUACACCAUUCUUGUUCGCCAUCAAGGCUUCCAUUUGUCAUCCCACACACCUCACUAUGAGCGGAUAUAUAUCCUACCAGUCCCUCCAGUGGCAAGCAAAGCGCCUUGCACAUCCGAUAUCGACCUACAAUUUGUAGACGCUCCGGUUUAUGCUCCAGUCCCUCUCACGCAUGUUUCUUCGCAAGUCGCGGAGGAAUUACUCGCAAAUGCGACAGAGGCAUGGGUUUCUCGAUCAUACCCAGCCCAACCUGUGCGACCGCGCAGCCUCUCGCUAGCCCGUCAUCAGUCUGCGGACCUCAGUUUGGGAGCAGAUCAGACUGCCGACUUGAUUUCGCUGGAGACUGAAAAGGCAUGAGUUCAGGAUUGGGAUGAUAAUGAUGGUAUUGACUUCUGACAUGUUGCGGUGGUGUUUCUGCUUCUCUAUGCUCUUGCUUGUAUUAUUGUGUUGAUGAGUUAUUGCUUGCUGCAGAUUUGUACUGUAGUUCUCAGUUAUUAGGAAUCUAAAGGACGGAUGUCCUUGUUGUAGUCAUUUUUACCGCUGAAGUUCUCAGUGGUAUUGGUCUGAAUUCGCAACUAACAUUGAUAUAUCCAGGCUUCCUUCCGUUCCGAUCUAGUUGUCUCGUCAUGCAGUUCUCCCGAAGGCCUAAUCAUCAAUAGU
Suillus bovinus is the source of this 1570-nucleotide messenger RNA. RefSeq lists its product as uncharacterized. The record is from RefSeq and is a predicted model, not a curated record. Bases 380 to 1267 code for a protein of 295 amino acids. The transcript is spliced from 3 exons. Lineage: Eukaryota; Fungi; Basidiomycota; Agaricomycetes; Boletales; Suillaceae.